Phyllostomus discolor (pale spear-nosed bat) is the source of this 1592-nucleotide messenger RNA. It is a transcript of the gene FGL2, whose product is annotated as fibrinogen like 2. Bases 28 to 1392 code for a protein of 454 amino acids. The record is from RefSeq and is a predicted model, not a curated record. NCBI's taxonomy places the organism in Eukaryota, Metazoa, Chordata, Mammalia, Chiroptera, Phyllostomidae. The transcript is spliced from 2 exons.
CUGCUAUUAAAACAGCUCCAGCCCUGCAUGCUUCCACACUUCCCUGCUGGGGUGAGCGCCACCACAGAGAUGAAGCUAGCGACCUGGUGCUGGCUGAGCUCAGCUGUCCUUGCUGCUUAUAGUUUUUUGGUUGCGGCAAACAAUGAAACAGAAGAAAUUAAAGAUGAACCAGACAAGCACGCCUGCCCGGUGAGACUAGAGAGCAGAGGGAAAUGCGGGGAAGGAGGUGAAUGCCCCUACCAGGUGAACCUGCCCCCGCUGACUAUUCAGCUCCCGAAGCAGUUCGGUAGGAUAGAGGAAGUGUUCAAGGAAGUCCAGAACCUCAAGGAAAUCGUAAAUAACCUGAAGAAAUGUUGCCAAGACUGCAAACUGCAGGCUGAUGACAACCGAGACCAGGGCACAAAUGGAGUGUUGGUACCUGGCACCGGAGUCUCGGGAGGGGCUGAUGAAAACAAAGUUACAGAAUUAGAGGACGAGGUUAACAAGCUGUCCUCUGACCUAAAGAAUGCAAAGAAGGAUAUCGACGUGCUUCAGGGUCACCUGGAAAAGCUGAAUCUUGUAAAUAUGAACAAUAUAGAAAAUUAUGUUGAUAGUAAAGUGGCAAAUCUAACAUCUGUUGUCAAUAAUUUGGAUGGCAAAUGUUCAUCUAAGUGUCCCAGUCAAGAACAAAUACGAUCAUCUCCAGUCCAACAGCUAAUAUAUAAAGAUUGCUCUGAGUACUACAAAAUAGGCAAAAGAAGCAGUGAGACCUACAGAGUUACACCGGAUCCCAAAAAUAGUAGCUUUGAAGUUUACUGUGACAUGGAGACCAUGGGGGGAGGCUGGACCGUGCUGCAGGUGCGUCUCGAUGGAAGCAUCAACUUCACCAAAACGUGGCAAGACUACAAAGUAGGGUUUGGAAACCUCAGAAGAGAGUUUUGGCUAGGAAAUGAUAAAAUUCAUCUUCUGACCAAGAGUAAGGAGAUGAUUCUAAGAAUAGAUCUUGAAGACUUUAAUGGCGUCAAACUCUAUGCCUUGUAUGAUCACUUUUACGUGGCCAAUGAGUUUCUCAAAUACCGCUUACACAUUGGUAACUAUAAUGGCACAGCCGGAGAUGCUUUACGUUUCAACAAACACCACAACCACGAUAUGAAGUUUUUUACCACCCCAGACAGAGACAACGAUCGGUAUCCCUCUGGGAACUGUGGGCUCUACUACAGCUCAGGCUGGUGGUUUGAUGCAUGUCUUUCUGCAAACUUAAAUGGCAAAUAUUAUCACCAAAAGUACAAAGGUGUCCAUAAUGGGAUUUUCUGGGGCACCUGGCCUGGUAUGAAUAAGGCACAACUUGGUCACUACAAGUCCUCCUUCAAAGAGGCCAAAAUGAUGAUCAGACCCAAGCAGUUUAAGCCAUAAAUCACUAAUGCUCAUUUCUCUGAGUAUUUGUUACCUAAUAGGGCAAUUAAUUCCUUUUUGUACUCCUUUUCCAUGGUUAAAAAUUUAUUUCUGAGCAGUGGGUACUUAUGCUACACAGCAUUUGAAAUAAAGCUGAACAACAUACAUUUUAAAGGAGUCCUUUGUUGCUGUUAUGCUGUUACACACACAAAAAAGAAAAA